GCGUCUUCUCUUAGCCGUUUAUUCGUUUUGCGUCGCUUACCGAGGAAGAAAGUCUUUGUUCUUUUUUAACACUCGAAUUGCCUGCGCUGUUCUUGUUCUAACUCGAAACCCUAACCCUAAUUACACCGGAGUUCUCCGUUCGACUAUCUGCAGAUGGCGGCUAAACCACUAACAACUGAGGCAAUUGCUCUCACGGAGAAGAAAAUGGACAUGGCAUUAGAUGAUAUCAUUAAAAUGUCCAAAACUACCACAACUAAAGCUAAGAAGCAAAGAGUUUCGAAUAAAAGUCAAAAAAAUUUAAACACCGCUGCCCAAGAAAAAUCUGCCAAAAUGCGAAGAUUUAUGGACUCAAGAUCCUCUCUUAGACAGGGGGCUCUUGCUCGGAGGAGGUCGAACUUCCAGGGGAACCAAUUUCCUCUGGCAACUGAGGCUGCACGAAAGGCUGCGGUUGUUCCUUUAAACAACAGACCUUUCAAUCGAAGCAGGGCGGUCAAUAUAAAUAAAUCAAGGGUUGGGGCUCCACCAGUUCAAAGGAAGGCUGCAAAUGGUCGCUUUGCUCUAAAGCAGCAGUCACAACAGCAAUUGAAGGUGGUGCCUAAGCAGAGGCCUCAAACAUUGGACUCGUUGUUUGCAAACAUGAAGGAGCAGAGGAUGAGGGUUUUGUCUCAACAGAGCAAUGGAGGGAGACAAAAUGGAGGCGGUCGGCAAAGACAGCAGUGGGGAAGAGGAGGAGGAGGAGGUCGAUUUGGCAACUGAUACCAGUUACUCUACUCAUGCAUGGCUUGAUUGGGAUCCUUGAUUUCUGACGGGAGAAUCUAUGUGGUUUUGGAAACUGAAGGGCAGAACCCAGAAUUCUGUCUUUCAUGUGUUUUAUUUUCAGUUGUUUUGGACUAGCACUGUAUAGCUUUCUGUCUGUUGGCACAUUAUGCCUCAGAUUGUUCUUUCUGACUUUAGAUGUGAUCUAUUUGAGAAUUUCCUUUACGUUA
Messenger RNA from Cornus florida, 986 nucleotides. RefSeq lists its product as uncharacterized. The coding region runs from base 154 to 756 and encodes 200 amino acids. The record is from RefSeq and is a predicted model, not a curated record. Lineage: Eukaryota; Viridiplantae; Streptophyta; Magnoliopsida; Cornales; Cornaceae. The transcript has 7 exons.